Molecule: messenger RNA, 3051 nt
Organism: Xiphias gladius (swordfish)
Lineage: Eukaryota; Metazoa; Chordata; Actinopteri; Istiophoriformes; Xiphiidae
Product: sentrin-specific protease 7-like
Exons: 22
Coding region: 275-2770 (831 amino acids)
Biological process (GO): protein desumoylation
Cellular component (GO): cytoplasm; nucleus
Molecular function (GO): SUMO-specific endopeptidase activity
Source: RefSeq, a predicted model, not a curated record
UCAUCACGUCAGCUGCGCUCUCGUACGUAGCGGUUGUUGUCAUUUCGCUACUGAGUCUUUGAGGAAAGCAGCUCGGACCGGCAGUGAACGGAGACGAUAGAAAUGUGGUUUUAAAACAGGGUUUCUCUUUUUACCAAGCGGACAGGACGUGCUUCCAACCACAUGAGCCGUCCGGAACGCAUACGUGCGUUUAACAACCAGAAGGAGAAGUCAGCCAGCAGCUAACCUAGCUCACCGGCUAGCUAGCAGCUUAGCGCCGCCGGCUGACAUUGGGAUGGCAUCUCCAUUCAAAAUCCCGAAGAAGAAACAGCCAGCAGGUUCUGACUCUGCCCGCCUGCACCUGCAGUCACCGCUGUCCCGCCUACAGAGCCCCGCCCCACAAUUUAAGUCUGGCAGAGGAGGAGCUGACAGGAUGUAUGCUGGGAACACGCUUGGCUCCUCUACAAACAGACAGAGAGGGCAGUGUAAACCUCUCUUCCGGGACGUGGUGAAAACGCUGCUGGGACUCAAUAGUCCGAACACAGGUGGAGCGCCAGCAGCCAAUUACAGAUCACCAGGAGGCUCAAAGAGCCAAUCACAGGUGGGACAGAGAAUGGAAUCGUCCUCGGCCUCGGCCUCACCCUCACCCUCAAACGGGUGGCGUCCUAAGAGAGCGUCAGACCGACUGCUGCAGUCUGAAGUGACCUCAGAGCGUCUGUCUCCACUGCAAAAGAAGAAAAGUGUUGAAUCCUCAGGUUCGUCCUCGUCGACCAAAAGCAUCUCUGUGGAGUCUGUGGACUCUCUGGCGGAGCUGCGAAGUGAGGAGCUCGCUGGGAGUCGGAGUCCUUCGACGCUGCGAGUGAGAGCAUGGAGGAGAGUCGGGUCCGGCGGAGACAUGACGAGAAGGGAUGCUGCUGAGGGGAAGUUGUCGAGGACGACGCCGGACGGGAGGCGGAGUCUGGACAGGAUGACGUGGAUCACCGCCAGCAGCAACCUGGAGGAGGAUCUGAGGGAGAGGGAGAGACGCAGGCGGAGUGAGUUCAGAGAGAGGAAGGGGGGGCCCAGACAGACCCCAGCAGAACCCAUCGUGCUAUCGAGUGAGGAGGAAGAGGAGGGUGAGGACGAUGGAGACGGAGCAAAGACCACAUCCCUAGGCAGCAGCAGCAGCCGGCCGGAAGAAUCCCGUCUAGGAAACUCAGGAAAGAUACAGGGUCGACAGGCCGGGACCGGAGCCGAAGGAGGUCUCGACAAGCCGCCGCUGACGCCGCCUUCGUUCCUGCAGCUGGACUUCGCCUCGCUCCACGCCGGCCUGACGCACGCCGACGCCGACGGGAGGAUGAUGAUCACUGAAAGCGGCAUCACUAUUCCUCUGAAAGGGGUCGAGGAGGGGGAGGUGACCGUGGUGGCGUCUCAGAUUCGGGGUUACGGUGUUUGGGAUGGAGGCGUGGCUCAGGGGGGGGCUCUGCUGGCCUGUUGGGAAGGUCCUGCCCCCUCGCUGCUCUUCCUGUGGGUGACGGACGCUCAGGCCAACCUGCUGCAGAGAGAGCUGCUGGCCAUCCAGACCUCCACCGCUUCAGGUCCGUCGUGCUCCUUCCUCCUGCUGGUGUUGAAGGAGCAGCUGCGAGAGCUCCAGGCCGCCCUGUUGGUCUCCAUCCUGGACAUGGAGGAGUACAGGGAGGGACGCUCGUCCUCCUCUGGUGGGCCGACCUCCCCUCUGGACUGGACCGACGGGCUGCUGCUCCUCCAUAGCUGUCCUCCUCCUCUGGACCAGCACCUCCUCGGACUGCUGGGACACUCUGCAGAGGAGUCCAGUCAGGUGAGAAGCAGCCAGAGAAAUAAGAAGUCCGACCUGAACUCCUCCGGUCUGCAGCAGCUUCCGACCCGGUUGAUCCAGUACCCUGCGGCGCCCUGUAAAGGCCGGAUCUCGGUGACGAAGGAGGACCUGGCCUGUUUGGACGGCGGCAAGUUCCUCAACGAUGUCAUCAUCGACUUCUACCUCAAGUAUCUCCUCCUGGAGGGAGUCGGCGGCUCCAGGGGCGAGCGGAGUCACGUCUUCAGCAGCUUCUUCUACAAACAGCUGAGCAGGCGGAGAGCCGCCGGAGAGGACGACGUCCCAUCUGUCCCCGAUCGUCACAUGAGGCAUCAGAGGGUAAAGACGUGGACUCGCCACGUCGACAUUUUCACCAAAGACUUCCUGUUCGUGCCUGUCAAUCAAGAAGCUCACUGGUACCUGGUGGUGGUGUGUUUCCCGGGUCUGGAGGAGGUUCAGUACGAGGAGUUUCCGAGGCGAACAGGUGGAUCAGAGCGAGCGGCGGGAAAACCCAACUUCAGUCUGAGACCACAACAACCACCAGAGUGCACUCAGCAGGGCCGGCAGAGGGACACAGUGUUGAAGAGGCCGUGCAUCCUCGUCAUGGACUCCCUGGAGCUGUCGUACCACGAGAACGUCUGCAGACUCCUCAGAGACUACCUGCAGGUGGAGUGGGAGGUCCGGAGGGGCACGCCUCGUCUCUUCACGCCGGACAACAUGAGGAGCUCCAGGUGCAGAGUCCCUCAGCAGGACAACAGCAGCGACUGCGGACUGUACCUGCUGCAGUACGUCGAGAGCUUCCUGCAGAAUCCCGUCGUGCACUUCGACCUCCCGUUGCGUUUGGACAACUGGUUCCCGCGGCAACGAGUGCGACAGAAGCGCGAGGAGAUUCGGAGUCUGAUAAUGAGGAUGCACCAGAAUCAGCAGAAGAAGAAAACUGAAACCACACCGACCAAAAAAACACCUACACCGAGCCGUUAAUUCACCUGUGCAAUAAAUUAUUUAUAUUUUUUAUAUAUAGUUAAUAAGAUUUAAUUUUACCGUCAAAUAAUUUUACAAGCUGCUAAAAUAAACUUUCUUACAUAACUUUCUAAGCUCACCAACCCAGAGCAUUUUCUCUUUUAUAAAAUAAAACAUAUUUAUUUUGAUUUAGAGCCAUUAGUCUGUUGUCAGAGCAAUGUGGCCCUUAUUUUGAAACCCAGACUGACUUAAAACAGGAUUUCAAUUUGCCAUAAAAUGUCUGACAAUAAAUAUUAAAUUGA